Molecule: messenger RNA, 607 nt
Organism: Owenia fusiformis
Lineage: Eukaryota; Metazoa; Annelida; Polychaeta; Sabellida; Oweniidae
Source: the annotation of a GenBank genome assembly
CAGACACUUGCGAUUGAACAAACGAGAGAAAAAUAAAUAAAAAAUUCAACAUUCUUCAACUUCAACUGAAAUAAAUCAUAAUCUUAUAAAAUGGAAAACUUUGUAUCACUGCUCUAAUAGUUUUAAUACUGGCGACUAUGACACUCUCAAGACAGGUUCCAGUUGCUGGGCUUCAGGAGCUUCAGGCAGCCCCUGCAGGUCCAGGCGGUGCAAAACAACACUGUAGCUGCUGCAAAGGACAUUCCACUUGUUCUGGUGACAACUGUAAAUGUGGAGGAUUGUUUGGGUGUCGAUGCAGAAGCUGGUCAAGUGCACGCUCAAUGGAGAAAUCAGAUUCAUUGGAUAAAGAAGACUUGGCUUUAAUGGAAAAGGUGGAAUCUGCUCUGUUGGAAAAAGCAGAAUUUCCUCAAGAAACCACAAUAGAAACCACAACAGUAGAAGAAAUAUGAAACAAAGACUUGACAGAAGCAGCAUGUUAAUGUGAUGCACAUUACUAAGGAUCAUCAAACUGGGAAAAAAAAACGGCUUAUAUGUGAUGAUUUAACUUUGAAACCUUGAAAUAAACUGUACAUGUAUGUCAUAAUUGAAUAAAUUUAUAUUCCAAAAA